AUGCCAAAGAUGAAGAAGGCCCUUCUGUUUCUUCUAUUACUUCACACUCAACUUUCAAGCCCUUUCCCUAUAUUUCCUGAAACCCUUGAGGAGAAAAAAAUGGCCAUUGUUCAGAAUUAUCUGGAAAAAUUUUAUGAUAUGCCAAGAAGAGAAAAUAAGCGGUGGAAAAAUGGCACUCAGUUAGUUGAGAAAAUUAAAGAAAUGCAGAAAUUUUUUGGAUUAGAGGUGACUGGACAACCAGAUGAAGAAACUAUGGAAGUGAUGAAGAUGCCCAGAUGUGGGGUUCCUGAUAUACAGGGAUAUAAGCUGACUGAAGGAAAUCCAAAGUGGAGAAAGAAUGAUCUCACGUACAGCCUUGUAAACUACACACCAGAUUUGCCAAAGGCUGAUGUGGAUUCAGCAAUUGAGAAAGCCAUUCAGAUCUGGAGUUAUCCAACCCCUCUGACUUUCACCAGGAGUGAUGAUAAUAAUGAAGUUGACAUAAGGAUCACUUUUGCAAGGGGAGCUCAUGGUGACAAUUCACCCUUUGAUGGAGUGAGUGGAAUUCUUGCACAUGCAUAUCAACCAGGCAGGGGAAUUGGAGGAGAUGCUCAUUUUGACGAAGAUGAAACUUGGACCACAGAUUCCAGGGGUACUAACUUAUUUAUUGUGGCUGCUCAUGAAUUUGGCCAUUCACUGGGGCUUUCUCAUUCCUCUGAUCCUGGUGCCUUGAUGUUCCCCACCUAUUCCUUCUCUGAACCCAGUACCUAUGUCCUACCUCAAGAUGACAUUAAUGGCAUUCAGUUUCUUUAUGGUCGUUCAAAUAAUCCUAUCAAACCUACUGGACCCACCACACCUAGAACCUGUGACCCACAAUUGACAUUUGAUGCAAUCACCACUCUUCGUAAUGAAGUCAUAGUUUUCAAAGACAAGUACUUUUGGCGGAAGCAACGUCAACAACUAAGGCCAGAAUUUUAUAUGAUUUCCUUAUUCUGGCCAUCUUUACCAUCUGGGAUACAAGCUGCUUAUGAAGAUGUUGAAAAUGAUUUAGUUUUUCUAUUUAAAGGCAACCAGUAUUGGGCUCUAAAUGGCUACGAAGUCAGGCCUGGCUUCCCCAGAGAUAUCUCCGACUUUGGCUUCCCGAGAUCCAUUCAAGCAGUGGAUGCAGCUGCAUCAAUUACAGAAAAUAGGAAAAUAUACUUCUUUGUAAAGAACCAGUUCUGGAGAUAUGAUAAGCAAAGACGUGCCAUGGAUCCUGGUUAUCCUAAAAACAUAGCAGAUGUUUUCCAAGUGGUGGCAAACACUGUGGAUGCUGUUUUCCAGAGAGAUCAAUAUUUCUACCUCUUUACUGGACCAACAUACCAUAAAUUUGAUCUCCGUGCUAGAAGAAUUGUUUCUGUUGGAAGAAGCAACCGCUUAUUAAACUGCAGAUAG
This is a messenger RNA of Gracilinanus agilis (Agile Gracile Mouse Opossum), 1413 nucleotides long. It is a transcript of the gene MMP8, whose product is annotated as matrix metallopeptidase 8. The coding region runs from base 1 to 1413 and encodes 470 amino acids. Gene Ontology annotation, molecular function: metalloendopeptidase activity; zinc ion binding. Gene Ontology annotation, biological process: collagen catabolic process; extracellular matrix organization; proteolysis. The record is from RefSeq and is a predicted model, not a curated record. Lineage: Eukaryota; Metazoa; Chordata; Mammalia; Didelphimorphia; Didelphidae. The transcript has 10 exons. Gene Ontology annotation, cellular component: extracellular matrix.